GUCUCUCUCUGAAAAUUCCUGAAACUCAUAAACCCUAGCAAUGCCCGGGAAAUUCUUCUUCGAUGCGGCUAGCGACGACGAGCUCGAAUUGCUAGACCAUGAAGAAGACAGUGGUGAUGAAUAUGUAGAGGAGGAAGAUGCAGAAGAGAGUGAAGGUCAAGCGGAAGCUGAAGAAGACGAAGAUGGAGAAGAGGAGGAUGAUGUUGAUGAUGAUGAAGAAGAAGAAGAAGAUGAGAAGCCUACAGGGAAACGAGGUGCUGAUGCCCAAUCUCCUUGGGAUUUCGCAUCGUAUUCAAGCUCCGUCGGUGAAGAACACGCCCGCCGACACACAACGUCUGUCGACGAGAAGAUCUCCAAAGCUAAGGAGCAUCUUCCACUUCCCAUCUCUGUAGAGGAGGAAGAAGAAGAAGAGGAUGAAAAUGCCUCUGAUGCUGAACCCGACAAACAAGACGAAUACCUUUCGGAAGACGACGAUGGAGCUGAGCUAAAAGCAGAAGAUGUUGCUGCCAAGCCGUUUUUCUCUACGGUGGAUGGAGUUUCGUUUAAUGCCAAUUCUUUCAUGGAGCUCAAUCUCUCUCGUCCUUUGCUUCGAGCUUGCGAAACUCUUGGAUACAAGAAACCUACCCCGAUUCAGGCAGCAUGUAUACCUUUAGCACUUACAGGGCGUGAUCUUUGCGCCAGUGCCAUCACUGGAUCAGGGAAGACUGCUGCGUUCGCUUUACCUACUCUUGAGAGGUUGCUCUUCCGUCCCAAGCGGGUAUUUGCUACUAGAGUUCUUAUUCUCACACCAACAAGGGAGUUGGCGGUCCAGAUUCACAGUAUGAUUCAGAAGCUUGCACAGUUUACUGAUAUCAAAUGUGGAUUGAUUGUAGGAGGGCUUUCUGUAAGGGAGCAAGAGGUGGUUCUGAGGUCUAUGCCAGAUAUUGUUGUGGCUACUCCUGGACGUAUGAUAGAUCAUUUGCGUAAUUCUAUGUCCGUCGAUUUAGAUGAUCUAGCGGUUUUAAUUCUCGAUGAGGCAGAUCGCCUUCUACAGACUGGGUUUGCCACUGAAAUAACAGAGCUGGUUCGCUUGUGUCCCAAGAGAAGGCAAACACUGCUCUUCUCAGCCACAAUGACUGAAGAAGUUAAAGAGCUUGUCAAACUCUCGUUGGAAAAACCGUUGCGUCUCUCAGCUGAUCCGUCAGCUAGAAGGCCACCAGGCUUGACUGAGGAGGUGGUAAGAAUUCGCAGGACUCGAGAGGCACAUCAGGAAGCUGUUCUUCUUUCAUUGUGCACAAGAACUUUUAAAUCGAAAGUCAUCAUCUUUAGUGGAACAAAACAAGCUGCACAUAGACUGAAAAUUUUAUUUGGACUCGCUGGCCUCAAAGCAGCUGAGCUUCAUGGAAACCUAACUCAAGCACAACGUCUUGAUUCUCUGGAACUUUUCAGAAAGCAGGAGGUUGAUUUUCUCAUUGCUACCGAUGUUGCCGCUCGAGGGCUUGACAUCAUUGGUGUUCAUAUCAAUUAUGCAUGUCCUCGGGAAAUAGACAGUUAUGUUCACAGAGUUGGUAGAACAGCUCGGGCUGGAAGGGAAGGUUACGCUGUAACGUUUGUGACUGACAAUGACCGAUCCCUUUUGAAAGUCAUUGCAAAGAAGGUGGGUUCAAAGUUGAAGAGCCGAAUCAUUCCAGAGCAGUCAAUCGUCAAGUGGUCUCAGAUUAUCGAUGAAAUGGAAGAUCAAUACUCUGCUGUUAUUGGAGCAGAGAGGGAAGAGCGAGCUCUAAGGAAAGCUGAGAUGGAAUUUGCAAAGGCGGAGAACAUGAUUGAGCACAGAGAUGAAAUAUAUGCACGCCCAAAAAGAACUUGGUUCAUGACAGAGAAGGAGAAGAAGCUCGUGGCCAAAGCUGAAAAGGAUUCUGCAGGGAACCCUUCUGGGAACGAACUAAUUAGUGCUGAUAAAGCAGAGGACCUCAAGAUGAAGGAGAAGAGAAAACGCGAACGCGAGAAGAAUCUUCCGAGGAAAAAACGUAGAAAGCUAGAAGCUGCCAGAGAGAUGCUAGAGGAUAACGAAGGAGAAGAUGAAGAAGAAGAGGAAGGAGAAGAAGAAGAAAGACGAGGAAGAUCAAGAGGGAAAGACAAAAAGAAGAAAGAACCAGAGAAGAAAGGACUGACACUAGUGGAUCUUGGUUACCGGCGAGCAAAGGCCGUGAAAGCAAAACAGAGAGCAAUUGAUUCUGGUAAGAUGGAAAGACCAACACCGAACAAGAAACAAAACCUAAACCGGAGUAAACCAAGAAACCAGCCUCGGGGUGAAGAGAUGAAAGAUCUGUUCAAGAGCGAUAUGAGCGAGAAGAAACAGGGCAGAGGCGGUGGCGGGGCUUCAGCAAAACCUCGCACGAAGUCGAAGAACUCGUUCAAGAGCAAAGGCCGAUAUAAACGUAGGUGAAAAGAAAAGCUUAAUUGAGAAGUUAUCGAAGGACAACCCACGAGGAAAAAGACAAUUCUCGGCGAAGGGUUUAAACAAUUUUCAUUAUUGUUGUAAUACGAGAUAGAACGAGACUGAAAAGAUUUUCGAAAAUUUUGUUUCUUCCAAUGGUUUUAUAAUAUUUCAUGAAU
Eutrema salsugineum is the source of this 2595-nucleotide messenger RNA. RefSeq names its product DEAD-box ATP-dependent RNA helicase 28. The record is from RefSeq and is a predicted model, not a curated record. Lineage: Eukaryota; Viridiplantae; Streptophyta; Magnoliopsida; Brassicales; Brassicaceae. Gene Ontology annotation, molecular function: nucleic acid binding; ATP binding; RNA helicase activity.